Macadamia integrifolia is the source of this 980-nucleotide messenger RNA. Its product is annotated as cyclin-dependent kinase C-2-like. Bases 1 to 642 code for a protein of 213 amino acids. NCBI's taxonomy places the organism in Eukaryota, Viridiplantae, Streptophyta, Magnoliopsida, Proteales, Proteaceae. The transcript is spliced from 3 exons. The record is from RefSeq and is a predicted model, not a curated record.
AUGGCUGAUGGUAUUUCCUGUUGUUCAGUGCCAGGUCUUCUGGAAGAGAGAAUAUCCGCUAAGGAUGCACUUGAUGCCGAGUAUUUUCGGACUGACCCCUUGCCUUGUGAUCCAAAAAGCUUACCUAAGUAUGAAUCAUCUCAUGAGUUCCAAACAAAGAAAAAACGACAGCAGCAGCGCCAACACGAAGAAACAGCAAAGCGUCAGAAGCUGCAGCAUGCACAGCAGCAUCCGCGCCUGCCUCCUAUCCAGCAGAGUGGACAAGCACAUCCUCAGCUCCGUCAAGGUCCUAACCAGCCAAUGCAUGCUUCCCAGCCUCCAAUUCCAGCAGGAGCUAGCCACCACUAUGGAAAGCCUCGUGGGCCUUCCGGAGGACCAAACAGAUACCCCCAGAGUGGAAACACCAGUGGACGUGGAGGUCAAGGUGGAGGUUACAGUGGUGGACCAUAUCCACCGCAAGGGCGUGGCCCUCCGUAUGCUGCAAGUGGUAUAUCUGGUGCAGGUCCCAGAGGGGGUGGCAGUAAUUAUGGAGGGGGUGCUCCAAAAUAUACUCAAGGGGGGCCAUAUGGAGGUUCGAGUGUUGGCAGAGGUUCAAACAUGAUGGGUGGUAAUCGGAAUCAACAGUAUGGCUGGCAGCAGUAAUAGGUGAUUACUGAUAUUUAUUCUCUUCGGACUUUCCCCUGCAGUGAUAUGGGGUAAAUAAAGGAUAUCAAAGAAAAGUGGAGGAUCAAAUUCAAAAAAAAGAAAAAGAAAAAGGGGUUGGCUGUGUGUUGAAGGGUUUUGAUGUUUUGCAGCAACAAAACCUGAUAAAUUAGAAGCUUCUUGUUGAAACAUAGAUUCUGUUUCCAUUAUACCUUUUGAUGUAAACCUAAAUGAAAAGAAUGAUUUGCGCAACGGUGUUUCUGGAAAUAUUAUCUGAAAAGAAAUGAUGAGUUGCUCAACGGUGUUUUCUGGAAAUAAUAUCUGAAUUUUCAUUGUUA